This is a messenger RNA of Aplosporella prunicola CBS 121167, 1697 nucleotides long. RefSeq lists its product as uncharacterized. The transcript is spliced from 8 exons. The record is from RefSeq and is a predicted model, not a curated record. Bases 315 to 1643 code for a protein of 442 amino acids. Lineage: Eukaryota; Fungi; Ascomycota; Dothideomycetes; Botryosphaeriales; Aplosporellaceae.
CCUCGCGAGAGGGGACUCGCUUGCUUAUUGUCAUACAUAAUUUUCCGGCGAGGAAAGUCUUGAGGAAACUUCCUGUCCCGUGACGUGGCGGCAUGCCACGUCUGGCGACAUCUGUUCCACUGACACGACCGUCCAGAAUUAAGCGAAUGCGUGUUUCAAACGACGAAUGUAGCGGCCUAAGGCAUUAUAAGCCAACUGACGCUCGUACUAUACCCAUUGACUUUGUGUAACCGUGGCUUGCAUACGUGGCAACUGGCAUUACAGCUGGCAAUACAGCUGGCACGCGUAAGAAAUGUGAUCAUUCAGCUUCCAAAAUGCUUUACGACUCGUGCGAGGACAUUUUGCAGUCACCAAAAUUCUUUGAGCCCCGGGAGUGUCGCUUCGUCGAGGUUUGGAAACUGAAGGACGAGCAAAUCGAGUUCCGGAAUGGGCGGCUUGAACCCAAUCGGGUACAAAAGUGGGCCGAAUGGAAGCUAGAGGAAUUUGAGCGCCCAGAGGCUGCCGUCUCUGAACUACGGUUCCUUAUCGGGAGCCCCGUUGGCGAUCAGGAUUCUGGAGAUAUGUUUCCUUUUCCAUUCUGCUCCGCAGCGCUCUCCGGUAUAAUCAAAGAGUUUGGCCUUCCUUCCGCAUUUCUACGGUCCUGUGUAAGCGAUGACGUCGGUUUUUGGACAAUUCGCGACAAGUGGGAGUCAGAGAAAACCAUUUCAUGGGUGAUGCGACAAUGGCUUCAUGCCGGAGCUAUAUCUUUUUCCGUCCCAAGCCGAACGGUUUUAGGAGUAUUACUCAUGGCGGAUGAAGAGGCAGAGUCAUUGAUCGAAGAGUUGAAGAAAACCCAAUCACACAUAACACAUCCACUGCUCGCACCCAUGUUGAUGGCGGAAAGCGACAUGAAAGCCACCAAGCUUUGGGUGUCAGAUGUUGAUGCAAGAAUGCAGGGGUUCAAACAACUGACAGCUGAGAGCGAAACACCUCAAAUGGAAGAGUUCAAAGAAGCCAAAAACGCCAUGGACGAUGCGCUCGAUAUCAUCUUGGGGUGCGAAAGGCUGAAAGACACUUUUAUGGAACCUCUGCAGCAUGCGAUCCGAAACCUGGAUAGCUUAUUCUCUUCACAACAUGUUGUUGCGCUGGCAAUCAAAAACGAAAUCAGACCUCACGCCAUCGACCUCGAAGACCGUUUGGAGGUUUUACUGCAAUCCAGAGCUCAGACUUCAAAUAGGGCUGCGGUGUUGCUGAAGACGGCUGAAUUCCCGAUAUAUGUAUCUACUCUUUUCACCAUCAUGGAUCAAAGGGACAGCAAAGCAAAAAUAUAUGAAGCGAAAGAAUCAGAGCCAGAAGCAAAACAAGACACAGUACCGGAGACAGCGCCCGAGACAGCGCCCGAGACAGCGCCCGAGACAACACCCGGAACUGCAUCGGGAACAGCACCCGGAACAGCACCCGAAACACCAUUAGAAACCGAGGCAGAAAUGGAGCCAGAGAACAAGUUCAGACUGCAAAUGGAGCGGCUUGUAGAGCGUCUUGAAAGCGCUGGGCUAACAAACAGUUGUUACAUGAAGACAGCUGCGAUCAUUGCAACCGUGGUCCUCCCUGGGUUGCUCAUGGCAACUGGCCUCCGCUCCAGUCCAUUUAGGCUAUGGGCUUGAUUAUUCUUUUGGCGACGUUGAUACUACUACUUGUAUUAUAUUAUUGUUUUCCUC